CCGUCGCACUUUCCGCCCGGUUCCGCCCCGGCCCCUGCGCCUCUGCGCUGACGUCACGCAGGGACCUCCUCGAUUUUCGGGGCCCACGCCAAGUACCCACGCUGUUCUCUGCACGGCGGAGGCAGCUACGAGGGCGCUAGGCUGCGAGCCCAGGAACAGGUUGCUUAUCCUGUUGCAAACUGCCAAUAUUGCCCUGGAGUCUGAUGGGGACAGGUUUCUGAGCAGGGCCUCUUGAGAAUGGGGGUCCUGCUGCUCUGAAGGUGGGAAUCUGCUGCUUGAAAAUCAGUGUGCUCCAAUCCCAUCUCUGAUUCUCACGAGCUUGUGUGGCUUUGGUUAAGGGCGUUUUAAUCAUACUCUGCCACCCUCUUGAAAAUAGGAAUAGUAGCCAUACACACUUUCCCCUGCGUUAGUGGUGAAGCUCUGCCUGGAGCACAGUGAGGGCGUCCAGUGCUCUUGGCAAUUUUUAUUUGCUGCUGACGACCUAGUGCUUCAGGGGCUGGUAAGGUUGUAAAUCGGCAUGACCUUUUUGAAAGCAGUUUGGAAGUGCAAAUCAUGAUUCCUUCAUCACCCACAUACAUUAUCUUCUGCCCUGGGAAUCUCUCCUGAGGAAAUGGAAACAUAGACUUAUGUACAAAGAUGUUCACUGCAGCGUUUUUUGUUUAAUAGAAUAUUGAAGCAUUCAGGAAAAUGCACAUAAUAUGCUAAGCCAAGAGGAUAUGGGAUCAUAUGUGCAAUUGAAUUUUUUUAUAAAAUAUUUGAAUUUUUGUAAAAAAUUGAAUAUAUUUGUAAAAUAUAUAUGCAGAAAGAAAAGCAUAGGGCUCUGUGCUGGGGUCCUCCUGGGCAUUCAAUCCUAGCCCCCUCCCUCAUCCAAGCCAGCACUUACCUCUGGGCAAUAUAUGUGUAUAUAUGUGUAUCUAUGCAGAUAUGUAUAUAGUAACCUCUGGUCAAAUUACGUAUAAUUUUUCCAGAGAAAAAUUUAUAAAUUAUACAUAGAGGAACAGCUGGUAUACAUAUGUGUAUAUACUUACAUAUAUGUAUACAUAGUGUGUGUAUAUAAUAUGAGGAUGUACAUACACAUUUUCUGAAAGAAUAUUCUAAAUUGAGGGUAGUAAAGGGAAUAUAGCACAUUUCUUCAUUCAGAACAAGGCCCUUUCCUGUUUUUUGCACUGGGCUGGGAGGCCUCACAACUCUGUAGUCUGCAGAGAUGGGUUUUUGCAUAUCUGGCUUGACUUGCUAAAUUAAGAACCAGCCAAGCGCUUUCUCUACUCAGCGCUGCUCUGCCUCGCUCUGGGUGCUGUUUCUGUGUGUCUUCCUUUCCCUGAGUUCUAGCUGGUUUCUUCCCCAGUAACCCCCUCCUCCUCUCUUGUUGUGUGAGCCUCUUGAGGGCCCCCAAUUGUGUGUGUCUGGCUGAGACCCAGAGCCCCCAGCAAUGGCUGGCACCAGGGCCAGCUGUUUGCUGGCAGUUUCAUGGGGGGCGUGCUGGGCAGAAGCAUUGUUUCUAAGCAACACAUGGAUGCGACAGGCCUUGCUCCCCAUUUGAAAGGAAAACUCUGAUUUGUAAAGUGACUUUGUCACUGGGGACAGACGUCCCCAGCCCAUCUAUCCGUCCCUGAGUCCCCAUACACCCUCCCCGCCUGCUCUCUUUGUUGCCCACAUCUCCCUAUUUAUAGCUUUGGGGGUUGGCACUGUGCCCACCCCUCCCGUGUGCUGGGAAGCUUCUGGGUCUGCAUGCUGUGGGGCUGCCUUCCUCCCCCCGCAUUCCUGCAGCUCCCAGCUGGCCUGGCCACGUAGAUUAGGGCUUUGUCCCCAGGCACAUGGGGCCCCUUCCAGGAUGGCUUGGAGCCAGGAUCAGGAGGUGAUGGUGGCCCCAGGUGAUGGGGUACUCCUGGUGAUCAGAGAGGUCAGGAGCAGCUAGUUUUCUUUCUGGAGGGGCCUCUCUGGCUCUACAGGGGCUCAGCACAAAGGUGUGGUGGUCACCCUUUGAGUUCCACUCCCUCUGAGGGCUGGGGAGUCUGAGUUGGGGAAUGGACACUAGGGCUGCUGUCCUCACUGGCCUGCAUGCCCCUUGGGGGUUCAAGUGGCUCUGGGGCCUUUCAGGGGUCCAUGGAAGUAGGUGUCCCUGCUGCCGGGAGGGUGCUUCCCCAUGCCUGGGGCUGGAUUAAGGACUCACCCAGCCUGCCAGAGGCGAAAACAGCAUCCUUCUGCCACUGGCCCCCUCAACAACACUCAUCCCCCACCAAGCUCUUGGCCUCACCUGAGAGAACAGGCCGUGUCACUCAGCUACGUGUUCCCCCUCCCCACCCUCUGCAGGGCACCGGGCCUGGAGGCUUCCGUUCCACCACCCCUCACUGUUGCUAAGGCCCCACGCCAGCCAGAGCCAGGCCUCGUGGGCCCUCAGCCUAGUGUCCGUCUUUAGGGAGCCCUUGGCAGCCGCUCUGAUCAGCCCUCAGGAAAGUUCUGGAAGCAAUCGUGGCUAUCCCCUGGGUGGCUCAUGGGCCACAGCAGGGGCUUCCCAGAGUGACCAGGCCCGCCAUGCUGCAGUGCCGGCCAGCCCAGGAGUUCAGCUUCGGCCCCCGGGCCCUGAAGGAUGCGCUAGUGUCCAGCUGCCCUGCCCUGCAGCAGCUCUAUGUGGCCACCUUCUCCCCGGCUGAGAGGCUCUUCCUGGCUGAGGCCUACAACCCACAGAGGACCCUCUUCUGCACACUGCUCAUCCACACAGCCUUCGACUGGCUCCUCAGCUGCCCAGAGGCCCCUGAGGACUUUGAGAGCUUCCACGCCUCCCUGUUGCCUAGGAAGCAAAGCCCAACUCGGAAACAUGUCUACCUGCAGCCUAUAGACCUGAGCGAGGGGCCGGCAGGCGUCCUGCUGGACCACCUUCGGAGCUGCGCAGAGGCCUUCUUUCUGGGCCUGCAGGUCAGGUGCCUGCCCUCGGUGGCCGCUGCAUCCAUUCACUGCUCCUCGCGUCCCAGUCCGCACUCGGAGAGGCUCCAGCUCCACACAGAUGGCAUCCUGGCUUUCCUGAAGAGCAGCAAGCCGGGCGACGCCCUGUGUGUGCUGGGCCUCACGCUGUCCGACCUGUACCCCUGCGAGGCCUGGAGCUUCACCUUCGGCAAGUUCCUCCCAGGCCACGAAGUGGGUAUCUGCAGCUUUGCCCGGUUCUCAGGGGAAUUCUUGCAGCUGGGGCCCUGUGCCUCUGAUCCGGCCCUGGCAGAGGUGGCGGCAGAUGGUCCCGAGACCCCCCUGCAGGACCGAGAGACCCUGCACGUCAGUGUCCUGGGGAUGCUACAGUGUUGCAAGGUCACGUGCCACGAGCUCUGCCACCUCCUCGGCCUGGGGCACUGCCGCUGGCUCCGCUGCGUCAUGCAGGGGGCACUCAGCCUGGACGAGGUCCUGCGGCGGCCCCUGGACCUCUGUCCCGUCUGCCUGCGGAAGCUGCAGCAUGUCCUGGGCUUCAAGCUUGUGGACAGGUACAAGAGACUCUACGCCUGGACUCAAGCAGUGGCAGGGAUGCGGCCCGGGCAGGAGGCAGGGGAGCCGUCUGUGUCAGAUGACACCUUGCCUGGCAGUGCGGACUCUGGCCUGAGCUGUGAGAGUGAUUCAGAGCCUGGCAGCAGCCCAUCAGAGCCCCUCACCCCUGACACGUGGAGCCACAGCUUCUCCCUGGGGCCCGAGCCUGAGGAUGGGCUGAGCUCCCUGGCAGCAGCCUGGGAGGGCCCACCAGCACUUGGGACCCCAGUGGAGGCCAUCAAGGAGCAUGGACAGUGGCUGGCCAUGUGCAUCCAGGCCCUGGAGAGGGACGUGAGUGAGGAGGAGCUGGCGCAGGUGGACAGAGCUGUGGACGCCCUUGCCCGGUGGGAGAUGUUCACGGGGCAGCUUCCGGCCACCAGGUGGGACCCGCCCUGCAGCCAAGAUGGCGUGGGGCUGCGCAGGGUCCUGGGGGACACCUUCUCCUCCCUGAGGAGGAAGCUGAACGUACGCAGGCCGGCCAAGGUGGGAUCAUCCCCAAGCCACUGGAGAAUGGCAGAGAACUAGUGUGGCCCGUGCAGUGUGCCAGCGCCUGCCUUUCCCUGGACACCAAUGCCUGCGACAUGCAGCGGCCGAGGGUGCCGUGGGCCCAGCAAGGGCUCAGGAGGACAGGUCUCUAGGGAGGCAGAAGAAGACCCUGUGUCCUGCCUGGGGCCACGGCAGAAGGUGGCUGGGCCCCCAGAGCGCUGGCUCCCUGGGGGCAGGAGGCAGCAGGGGCUGGGCCUGCGAGGCCCCAGCCUCGUAGCUGGAGCUCAGGUCGGGGGUGACAGGCACAAGGACUCGGCUACUGUGAACUCAUUCUCCGAAGCUGCAGCCUGGCUCUGCAUUCAUGGGGCGGGCAGGGCGUUGUUUCCAUCCACUCUGAGGAUGGGGGGUGGCUUUCUGUGGCACCCAUGCAUUCGGGCCCUUAGGCACUUCAUGUGGUGUCACCACUCACUGGAGAUGUGCCCCUGGGGGCUGACAGGUGUUGCAGGAAGGGAAGCAUCUGACUGACAGGCUGGAAGGCGCUGUGAGGCAGAGUCCCUGAUUUGGUGGGACAGCUGCCUGCUGUGACCUGCAGUGCUGAAACCAAGCAUUUCUGCCCUGGGGACAGCUCUCUGACAGGGGGCCUGCAGUGCCUCAGAGCAUCAGUGUUCCUACUGAUACCAUCUGUGACGUCCAGCCAUGCCUGGGGAUUGUCUGUCUCCCUUUCAUUUUGUCAAAUUUUGCUUCCUGUUAUGUAAUACACAUUUAGUAUUUUUCCUUAUCAAUUAACCGUUUUCAGUAUCAGAAGCUGCCUCUGCCUGCAGCGUAGGAGUCCUAGGGAGUGCCAGGUCCACUUCUGACAGCGGAAUUCCUGUGGCAUGAUGAGGGGGGUCACAGCUAUUUUCCCAUCUGGGAAGAGGCACUAACAGGGCGACUCACCCAUUUUGUGGGCAGCAUAUACAGUUUUGAGGGCCUUCUAAGAAAACAGUACAAAGUACAAACAUAUAAUUAGGAGGGUCCCACCAAGCAAGAAUGUCUGAAGUGUCCUUGUAAUCGGCCACCAGGCAAGAGUGUGGGGUCCUAGUCCCAGAGAACAUGGGGGCACUGGGUGGACAGAAGCACAUGCAGCUCUUCUGUCCCAGGUCCCUCUGGCUUCAAAAGUGCUUCACAGGGACCCAGGAGGAAACGGAGAUGGAGGGAACCGAAGUGCCGGGCAGACCCUGCGGAGGCAGGCCAGUGCCUGGUGCCUACAGUGAGAACAGGCCACCCCAACCUCAGGCCUUAAAACCCUGCAGCCUGUGUAGCUCAGGAAGUGGCCGUGAGGCAGAGCUCAGUGGGAAGGUCUGCGCCUGGGGGCCUGUGCAUGUGGCCUGGGCUUCCUCACAGUGUGGCGCCUGGUUUCCAAAGGGGGGAUUUUCAGGAGUCACAUGGAGGCAGUGCGGCCUUUCCUGGGUGUCACUUCCAGCGCUAACACAAAGGCCUCCCCAGGCUCCUGGGGAGGGCACACAGACUCCACCUCUUGGGGGGCAGAAAGCCUGUGAGAUGGGAAGACAUUUAUGAAAUGCCUGCCCCACUGUCUACCACGGGAGUGGGUGUCACACCUGCUGCCUGAUAUGACCUGUUCUCCAGUUUCCUUCUUCCUCUGCAGAAGGUUCAUCACUGGAGUGACAUGAGAUUAAGCAGGAGGUAAGACAGAAUGGAGCUGGAGGGGGUCCUGCUCAGCUGCAGGGAUCCCCAUGCUGGGCCUGGCCAGAGCUUUCUGAAGAGGGAAGGGGCGAGCCCGUGGAGCCCCCCUGGUGGGCUUCCAGCUGCAGGGGGAGUGCAGUUUUUUUUAGGACAGCUGCUGGCAGGAACACUCUGAAAAUAAAGCUUAGGAACAGAGAUCGGAUUCCUUCCUCGGCUCAAACGUGAGCCCAGAGUCUGUCCGUGAUGGGGGUGAAGAGCAGUGGGGAGAGGGCUACAGCAGAGGGGAUAACAAACCCCAUCUCCUCCAGCAAAGUCAGUUCACAGAUCUUCCCAAAUUCAAGCUCCAGACCUGGUUUAUUCGUGGUGAUGUGCCAAGUCCAUUUAUCUCUGUAUCUGUUGGAAGCCCAAGAGUCGGAAGGAGGGGUCUUCUCGCCUGCCCACACACAUCUCAGUGAGCCCAGCAGAGGGGCUUGAAUGGAACUAAAAAUACAGCGGGGUCAUGACAUUA
Messenger RNA from Manis javanica (Malayan pangolin), 6184 nucleotides. NCBI's taxonomy places the organism in Eukaryota, Metazoa, Chordata, Mammalia, Pholidota, Manidae. The record is from RefSeq and is a predicted model, not a curated record.